This is a messenger RNA of Cylindrotheca closterium, 6357 nucleotides long. NCBI's taxonomy places the organism in Eukaryota, Bacillariophyta, Bacillariophyceae, Bacillariales, Bacillariaceae. The record is from the annotation of a GenBank genome assembly.
AUGAAACGAAUUUUGGCUACACUCCUCUGCAUACAGACAGUCUUUGCUGGAGACUUUGAUAGAUUUAAUUCGCUCUUUAAGGAUGCGUCGAUCAACAUCUCUGAUGACUUUACCUUGACACAGAAAGUCUUGUUGACAACCCUGAAGCUAUACAUAAGAAACAUCCGAUGCUAUAGUAUAUCAGUCGAGGACAUUUCCGUGAAACACGAUGAGAAAAGCAAGCAGCAGAUCGAUGUCUUGGUGGAUGUUUCCGAUCUCGAUCUUCGCUGUGACGUUGACUACCAAUACGAAUACGGAUUCUUACACGGAACCGGAGUUGCAGUCGUAUUGACGGACAACAACUCCUUCUCGUCGACGUUAACCUUUCAAUCCCAAAAUUUCGAUGAAUUUCCACCCGGUGAAUCAUCAGCUGCUGCUUGUAACGCAAAUAUUCAAAUCACAAGUAUCGACUUUGUCGGCGAUUUCAUUUCCAACGUUAUCGAAGUCGCUGAAGGUAUGAUCAAGGGCCUCAUCGAAGACGAAAUCGAAAAGGUGGCAUGUCAAGAGCUAGGCUCAUUAGGAACAUCAUUUGUUGGAGAUAUGCUGGGACUCGCUGGAGAUAUGCUAGAUCAAUACAAGGGUGACUUGGGUCCAUCCGUCAAUGAUCCACUGCACCUCGAGAAUACAUUGUCCCUGCCUGAAGGCUUUGCUGGUUUCAACCUACAAAACAGCGAUACCGUUGUUGGAAAAUUCUUCAACCAAGCCAUCCAACAAGCUGCGAACCUUUUGGGUGCGACGGUCCCGGAUCCCAGUGGUCCCAACGCUAGUCGACUCGAUUUGGCCAUUAAUGUGUUGAUGCGAUCCAACUUUUUGGAUGGAAACCGAGCGCUCUUUGUUGACAUGAGUAAGCUACCUAUGGAUGCGGUUCUCUUCAAAGGGCACGAUCAAAUUACGGAAACGACGAUUACUCUCAACUCGGUUCGAUUGCUUGGUCUCGAUACCUUGGACCGAUUCAACUCUUUGGAAACCAUCGGCAAGUACACCCUUCAGAAUUCCUUGAAUUGGAAGAGUCUGCGAGUGGAGUUUGAUGUCACGGUGGAUAUUCUACCAUCCACAAGAGAGGACGCCAUCCUUCAAGACUCUACUUCGAAAGGAAUCAGUGAAAGAAUCAGCAUCGAUUUUGGGGCCGACAACAUUGAAGUUAUCGCGUCGCUAUUGGCGGUCAUUGAUGAAGAGAAAUUGGGUUCUAUGGAAAUUGGUCCACUACUGACGCAAGACAACCUGUUGCCAUGUGCCCAAUCCCUUGUCCAUAAACUUGAGCUUUCUGGUAUGCAUGUCGAUCCACUUGUCAUGAGAGUGCCGACAUUGAACGGAUUUGUGUCACCUGGUCUUGACCGACUUGUCACCAGUUCGGUGGAAGCUGCCUUUGCCAUGUACAUGGGGGUUCUGCAAAAAGCCAUUCCAAACAUUUUCCAAACCAGUGUUCGCGACUUUAUCAACAAUGACCUUCUUUCCUCAAACAUUUUCUCGCAAAACGGAUCCCCAUGUCCUGAACCCAAGGAUGUCAGUGGAUUCGUUGACUUCCGAGAUCUAUUUCUGCAACCAUGGAUCGCAAAAAGUAAGGGUGGAAGUGGUACCAUGCCAUAUGGUGAUAUUGCCUACACCCUGAAGGGACUCCUUGACGAAGAACUCUUGGGAACUGAUGCAAAUGGACUACUCGAGCUGAACUCAUUCAUUCGACCAGCUACGGAGGCACAGUCUGGAACUGUUGGAACACUCAAUCUGCUGUCGGAUUCAGUGUCGGUUGUCAAGACGAAAUUUGCGAAUUCAUACAUUCAUUCUUUUGUGGACCGUUUUGAAGUUGGCCUUUCGGGUGUUCGCAUCAACAAUUUGGAUACGCUUGUACCACCUAUUCAGCUCCUUGAAACAACGACAUCACCACACACUCUGGAAAACAGCCUCAAUAUUGGUCCAGUCUCAAAUCGGCCACUUAAUUUGACUACAGGCUUUCGCUUUGUGGUAGAAGGAGAGAAUUCACCAUUGAGUAUGGCCCAUGACAUCGAGUUGGGAAUCUCCUUGACUUCGGCAAAAAUUGAGGCAGACAUCCUUGCCACAAUUGACGCGAAUGGCUUUCUUCACUUUCCUCUUCAAAACAUUUUGGUCCCAGAGUGCUGGUUGGCUCUGAUUCCAGCCCCAACCGCAGUAGGAUCUGGUGUUGGUGUUGGUUUGUCGGUCAAUGACGUUGUUAUGGCUUUUGAUACAUUUGACAUUGGAGUCAAUAUCAUUUCAACUACAAGCCUAGGAAUGGGUGCCUUUACAGACUUGCUUGAUAUCAUCAAGGAUUACCGAGGCCUCGAAAUCCUGAAAGAUCGCAUUGGUGGAUUCGUGGCGCAAAUCUUGGACGAAGACAACAUCCAAACGCAAAUUGAUCGAGCCUUGGUUGAUGCUCCAAGACUUUGUCCCCACAGUCCCCAGUAUGAAAGCGACUUCAAGGCUGAUGGAUCGACUUCUCUAACUUUCCCAAAUCUCACACCAGAAAUCGUUGACUCGCUGUUCUUUGCAGCUUCCUUUGUGGCUGAGAUUGGUUUUGUGGCAUUCUUGGAGGAUCAGUCUCUGAGAGAUUGGGGAACCACUUCAGCACUGUCAGCUCAAGAGAGAGUUGAAACACCAAACUCAUUGUUGAACUUGACCAAUACUGAGGGCAGCCUUGGAAAUCUUGUUGACUUGGCUCUAUCCGAAGCAAGCAGCUACCUUGGAGGUACCGUGGGAGAGUCUCGCGACGACCUUCGCGUCAACGAGUUGAUCAGAGACUGGGUCCUUGAUGGAGCAUCUGACUACACGAUUGAAUUUAAUGAAUCUUUUGAGCUUCCCGGUGUCAAGCUUGAGAUCAUUUCACUGACCUUUGCUGGAAUCGACUCUUUCACAAGCUUCUCUAUUUUGGACAUCAUUGGGCCCCAGACAAUUUUGAACACAAUGGACAUGAAAGAGCUGUCCUUGACGUUUGAAGUACGAGCUAUCGAUACGACGACAAGAGCUACCAUGCAAAACUUUAAGAUCUCUUUGGCCUUGGAGAACAUUAGAGCGGAAGUCCCGAUUUUUGUUGCAAUCAAUCGAGACGACUUGGCGUCGAUACCACUCAGCACACUCAUGCAAAUGGAAAACAUGUAUUCAUGCAUCCUCAGCAAGGUGCAAUCAAUUGAAAUGACACAAAUGAAUGUGACCUUUGAUGCUUUUAAGAGGCCGAAAAUUGAAGGUCUAUUGUCAGAUUCAAACAAGAUUCUCCAACAGUUCACUGAUGAGCUCCUAACGCGCUUUGGAAACACAAUCCAGUCAGCACUUCCAAUGGCAAUUGACCAUACCCUUCGUCCUCUGCUCAAUGGUUUGGCAGAAGUUUACCUGGAAGGAAUUGAAUGCAAGCAAAACCAGAUUGCUGAAAGUAUUUCAGGCUUCGUUGACUUUAGGAAGCUGUUCUUGCCCACAGCGACUGCUCGCUCAUACGGUGCUGCUGAAGAAUCGCAAUAUGGAGACCUCUUCCCUUGGCUGUUUGGAAUCUUUCAAGAUCUAGUUUCCGACGUUGAUGCGAACACUGGCCUUUCUGGAGUGAACAGGGGUAUCGUUUCGGGACUCCUCAAGUCCUAUUCUGGUUCCCCUACCAGUCUCAUUUAUCCUGGUGAUCUGUACAACGGCGGUUCUAGGGUUAGGGUAGGUGGUUUAGAUGCGACCAUCCAGCUCAAAGCGAGCGAAGCUCGCAUUGAGAACCUUGAUACAUUGGGAUCUCCAAUUUCUAUCCUUGAACCAGUUAUGGACGAACCUUAUGAGUUGAACAACACAGCUACUUUAGGCACCAGCGAUAGGCCACUGAGAUUUGCGAUGAGACUGUUGGUAUCGAUGAUCGGAGAUGAUAAGAUGCAAUUGAGUAAUGAUGUUGAGAUCAGCCUCGAUUUGAAUUCGGUCACUAUUGUAUUACAUGCAAUGUUGAAGAUGCUGGAGAGCCGACUAUUCAACUUCCCAUUAGGGGAUGCGCUCGAUUACAACUGUUGGUUAGCAACGAUCCCGGCGCCGAAACUCGAUUCAUAUGGACUCAGAGAUGAUGCAUCACUUCCUACUGCAGAGUUAAAGGAAAUCCUUGCUGCGGUUGCAAGCAUGAAUCUUAAUGUGUCGUGUGUCUCAUGUACAAGUCCAAGAAUGUCUGAGUUGUCUGGUUUGCUCUCGACAAAAGAGGCACAGGAUGACAUGACUGCGACUGCAAACGACAUUCUUUCAUAUGCCAAAGAGCUUGCGGACGAUGGCUUUAUGCAGAUUCAAAUUGACCGUCUCCUCAACGAUGCGGCAAGAGCAUGCCCACAUAGUCCGAGCUAUGAAGCAAAUGCUGACACCGUUGAGUACAAAUCUCUUGGUACAAAAUCACAUGAGUUUUCUAUCGCAUUCCUUCUAAUGCUGACAGCACUGGCAGGAUCAAUUAUCCUCGCUUUCUUUCUGCUCGCACUUGUCAUCAGGUGUUUUGUCCGUCGUCGUCAUAAUCGAUGGCUCAAAUCAUUGCCACCAAACCAAGUCAGCCGACUUGCCCGUGAUCAAGAUGAGGAAAAGCAAGAAGCAGCAAGAUUGAAUGCUUCAACAACACCCAUGUACAGGAGUUCUGAGAUCCCUCUAUUUGUUCGACUUGCAAUGCCUCUCAUCAUCAUUGGAAACAUUGGAUUCUUCAUGAGUGGACAUUUGAGUCUUGGAGCAACAGUCAACAUCGAGGGUGAACUUGCAGGACAGAAGAUAAGCGUUGGCAAUUUUUUUGAAUUCUCUAUGGCCAAGUCCACUGUCGACAUUUGGAAUGCAGGAGGCAAAGAGUUGGCUAUUCUGAUCUUGGUUUUCUCUGGUAUCUGGCCAUACACAAAGCAACUUAUCACAUUGGUUUUGUGGUUUUUGCCUCCAUCACGAUGCUCCGUUGCUCGGCGGGAAUCCAUCUUUUUGUGGCUAGAUUGUCUUGGAAAGUGGUCGAUGAUUGAUAUUUUUGUCCUUGUGAUCAGUAUCGCAGCAUUCAGAAUUUCUAUCGCAAGUCCAAGUGUCGGUUUCCUUCCCAAAGAGUUCUACUCGCUUGAUUUGUUGGUUGUCCCCCUCUGGGGUCUUUACGCCAACAUGAUUGCCCAAUUGAUCUCGCAGGUCAGCUCGCACUACAUCAUUCAUUAUCACCGACAGAUUGUAAAGGCAGCCGAAUCCAGAAUCGAACAAGAAGAAGCACCCCUGAAGAUCAAUGCCACUUGUUCCACUGAUGAUGAUUCUGCAACAGGUUAUCCAAAGGAAGUGAACAAGAUUGCGCCACAUCAACACCGCUUUGGUCGCCCUCACCGAGGCGAAACAGACAAGUUGGUCGUCAAGCCAUGGGUCAACAAAGCGCUCCUCUUCUGCAGCAUUUGCCUCUUCGCUACUGUUGCCUACGGCAGUGUUGCAACAUCCUUCUCUCUUGAAAUUCUUGGAAUCAUUGGAGUUGCCGUCGAAUCAGGACAGAACUUUGCCGAUGCCAAGACUCCACACAGCGUCUUGACGGUUGUGCAGUUGCUUUUUGAAGAAGCUAGCUUUUUGGACACUGCGAGUGAUUACAUUGGACUUGGGACAUUGUCCCUUCUGUUUGUCUUCACAGUGCUUGUUGUUCCACUUCUUCAAUCACUUGCCUUGCUACGACAAUGGUACAAGCCAUCUACUGGAGAUGAGAAAGUCAAGAUGUCGAUCAUCAUUGAGAUUCUUCAAGCAUGGCAGUAUGCCGAGGUCUACCUUAUCGCUAUUUUUGUUGCCAGCUGGCAACUUGGACCUAUCUCCGAAUUCAUGAUCAAUUCAUAUUGUGAAUCGCUAAAGGAAAGCUUGGGAGAGCUAGUGUACUACGGUAUACUGAAAGCCGAAGAUGCACAAUGUUUCAGUGUCGAGUCUACAAUUGAAGGAGGAUCUUAUAUUCUGGCCCUCGGUGCCGUUUUGCUUGCCAUUACGACAUCAUUUGUCAACAAAGCCAUCAUUCAAUACUUCCGCGACGUCAAGAAGGAAGAAAACAUUCAAAAGGGAGAUGCUUGGGAAUCUGACAGCGACGCCGAAAGUGGCGAACUCAAGGCCCCCAAAAGCCGAAUCCAGCCUGUCCCAGUUCUUUUCACCGACUCCUUCCGCUGGCUAAUGAUGCGGGAUGACCAUCGCGGUUGCAGCAACAGCUUUGUUUCGGCAUUUGGAAAAUUCAGCACGUCUUCUACUAGAGACGGGUCAUCCGCCGCACCAGAGACUUCUCCCAUGAUGGAAAAUGUGGAAGGUGCCAAUGACCAACAACAACAAGUUUCAGUGGAACAUUUCGAAGACGAAUCGGGAUGGUCCUCUGCGGACGAGGAGUCCACCCAAAAUGCCACACCAUAG